GCUACUACUACUUUAAAGAAGUGAACGAAGUUAAACCACCAUGCUUUCGUCUCAAGGUAAUAAUGCUAUUAUAUACUUGACGUAUAUAUUUUUGUUGGCUACAGGGUUGCUAUUGGCAUUCAGGUUUUCCCAGGCCAACACUUUCUUAUCUUCGAAUGGAACUCAACGGGGGUUUCCGUUAGCUUUGAACUUUAUUGCUUCAGCCAUGGGUUGUGGUAUAUUGACUACUUAUACGGAAAUAAGUAAUAUUGCAGGAUUACAUGGAUUAUUAGUUUAUACCAUUUGUGGGGCUAUUCCCAUUCUUGGUUUUGCAGCCGUGGGUCCAAUCAUCCGUCGUAAAUGUCCUGACGGUUUCAUUCUUACUGAAUGGGUUAGACAAAGAUUUGGGAUAGUCACUGCUUUAUACUUAUCCUUUUUCACUUGUCUCACCAUGUUUUUAUUUAUGAUUGGGGAACUUUCUGCAAUUAGAGCUGCCAUUGAAACUUUAACCGGUCUUAAUGCUUUAGCAGCCGUUAUUGUAGAAGUUGUGGUAACUUCAAUCUAUACUAGUAUUGGUGGCUUUAGGGUUAGUUUUAUCACCGAUAAUUUCCAAGGUGCUUUCGUUCUUGUACUUGUGGUGGUUUGCAUCAUUGGUAUGGCUACUAACAUUGAUAUUGAUACCUCGAAGAUUGGCCCUUCUGGUUUAUUGAAAGGUAAUAAGUUAGGUUGGCAAUUGGUUUAUAUUUUGUUCGUGGCUAUCGUAACUAAUGACUGUUUUAUGGCAGGAUUCUGGUUAAGAACUUUCGCUUCUAAAAGUAAUAAAGACUUAUGGAUUGGUUGUUCCAUUGCUUCCUUCGUAACUUUUACCAUUUGUUCUUUGGUUGGUGUUCCAGGUAUGUUAGCUGUUUGGACCGGGGACUUAACUGUUGGUGAUGAGAAUGGUUACAAUGCCUUAUUCAUUCUUUUAGCUAAAAUGCCUAAUUGGAUUAUUGCAUUUGUUCUUAUCUUUGCCAUUUCGCUUUCUACUUGUACAUUUGACUCUCUACAAAGUGCCAUGGUAUCUACUAUUUCAAAUGAUCUUUUCCGUAACAAAUUACAUUUGAAUUAUAUAAGGGUCUUGGUUGUUCUCAUCAUUGUUCCUAUAAUCGUAUUAGCUAUUAAAGUUGCUGAUGAUAUUUUACAAAUUUACCUUAUUGCUGAUUUGGUUUCAGCUGCUAUUAUACCAUCAGUUUUCUUAGGUCUAAGUGAUACCCUCUUUUAUUUCUUAAGGGGAUUCGAUGUUAUGUGUGGUGGAUUAGGCGCUUUGCUAGGUGUCUUUAUAUUCGGUACUGUUUACUAUGGGUCUGCUAAAGAAGGUGGUAAAUUAUUGUUAGUUUGGAAUGGUAUUUAUAACUCUGCAGAUUGGGGUCCUUUUGGUGCCUUUGUUAUUGCUCCUUUUGGUGGAAUUCUUAUCACUUUUGCAGCUGCUGCUAUUAGAAUAACUUUCGCCUAUUUGCUAUGCAAAUCAUCAAAUAGACCAUUCACUGCUCUAGAUAGACCAGAGUACGUCGAACCUGAACAGCAACUGAACGUUUUCAAUGAAAGUUAUGGAUCUGUUGAUGAUAUCACCAAAAAGAAUACCAACGAUCCAUAGAUUUUUUCUUGACUCUUAUUCAAUUCUAUCCAAGCAUCCUUUUUUUUUGCUUUUUAUUACUCUAGUCUCAAUAAUGC
Hyphopichia burtonii NRRL Y-1933 is the source of this 1689-nucleotide messenger RNA. RefSeq lists its product as uncharacterized. Gene Ontology annotation, biological process: transmembrane transport. The record is from RefSeq and is a predicted model, not a curated record. NCBI's taxonomy places the organism in Eukaryota, Fungi, Ascomycota, Pichiomycetes, Serinales, Debaryomycetaceae. Gene Ontology annotation, molecular function: transmembrane transporter activity. The coding region runs from base 41 to 1612 and encodes 523 amino acids. Gene Ontology annotation, cellular component: membrane. The transcript is spliced from 2 exons.